Messenger RNA from Drosophila biarmipes, 387 nucleotides. RefSeq lists its product as uncharacterized. The coding region runs from base 1 to 387 and encodes 128 amino acids. The transcript is spliced from 2 exons. The record is from RefSeq and is a predicted model, not a curated record. NCBI's taxonomy places the organism in Eukaryota, Metazoa, Arthropoda, Insecta, Diptera, Drosophilidae.
AUGACGGCGCUCACUGGCGCUCCGCUGGCCGCAAGUGCGGCGGCAAAGAUGGCGCUCACUAGCGCUUCGCCAAAGAUGGCACUAAGUGGCGCUCUGCCGGCCGCUAGUCCAAAGUGCGGCGGCAAAGAUGGCGCUCCGCUGGCCGCAAGUGCGGCGCUCACUGGCGCUCCGCUGGCCGCAAUAACGGCGCUCACUGGCGCUCCGCUGGCCGCAAGUGCGGCGGCAAAGAUGGCGCUCACUGGCGCUUCGCUGGCCGCUAGUGAGCCGCCAAAGAUGGCACUAAGUGGCGCUCUGCCGGCCGCUAGUGAGCUGCAAAGAAGGCGCUCGGUGCCGCUCCUCUGGCAGCUAGUGCGGCGACAAAGACGGCGCUCGGUGCCACUCCGCUGA